Molecule: messenger RNA, 318 nt
Organism: Macrosiphum euphorbiae (potato aphid)
Lineage: Eukaryota; Metazoa; Arthropoda; Insecta; Hemiptera; Aphididae
Source: the annotation of a GenBank genome assembly
AUGUCGUUAAAUACGUGUUUUAUUUGUGACGAAGGGUUUACCGAGGGUAAUGGCGUUAUAGUAAAACGAAGAGGCAUAAUAACAUUUUUAAAUUCAAGUGUCAUUCGUAAAGACGGUAAAGCCGAUGUUAUAAAACAUCUCGAGUCCGUUAAAGUGCACGAAGAAUGUCGAAAACGAUACGCGAGAGUUGAUCGAAUUACUCCGCAAGACACUCUUGACCAGCCACCAGUUCGUUCACCCGUUAAAGCUAAAUUGCGAUCCACUAAACCGACAUUUAAUUUUAAAGAGUCAUGUUUUUUUUGUGAAAAAAAAAAUUGA